CGCUUGUCUCGACCCCAGCAGAGCGAAAUGAGCAUGAUCUGGGCCUUGAGCGCAAAUAUUUCAACUGAUGGAGUGCAUGGUUCUGCAAGCCACACUCCGUUUUUCAUUAUCAUCAAACCUUGGGCACAUUAGGUCAAACAGCGACAAACCGCACCCGCCAGUUUGAUCAAAAUACGUUCCGAUGCCCCCGUUUCGAACCUGGUCGGCAACUAUUACUCCGUAUGGUUCUGAAAGCUGGAAAAGAUGCCAAACUGCAAUGCAUGGAAUACCGAUCCCUGUCCUUGUGCAUAGACACAGAUCGAGUCCUACAUAUAUUGGUUUCUACCCUCCAGAAUCCAUCGCCUCUUCCUGCCAGUAUCUCUGGCCUUUGACUGUGGCGCAAGGAGCGUCAAGACCGGACAACGUUUGUUUGCGCAGGGAUUUUUUUCACGCCUUCUCGUGUUUGGCUAUCCGGUGGUUGGUGCUUCGGAGAAUGCCCGAGGAAAAUGUUCGGAAGCUGGGUCAGCGCUACAACUGAGGAGACCUUAUCUCAUUUUCUAGACUGGAAGCUGUCCAAUCUAAUCAGAUCUUAUUUGAUCAUCUAAUCUGAUAAGUCCCGACGAACUCCAUCCAGCUCCGCUACCAACCGUUCCAGGUCGAACAGCUGCAUGCCUCGAUACAAAUUUGGAAUGUCAUGUCCGAUACCGCUUGCAAAUUGCGGCCAAUUGCCUGGUCGUCGAAGCAAGAAGGAGAACUCUUCCUCUUUGAAAGGUUUGCUCUGAUUUGUUGACGAAAAUCUUCUAUGCUUACUUCGGAAAUGUUACCAGUGCCCUCUUGAACCGCCAGACCCAUUGGCUCUGAGGAGUAUACUUCUGCGGUGCUAUGGAACUCUUCAGCGGGUGGACUGUCCUUGACACCAUAAUGGAGUCUUUCAAUUUUUCCUUUGGCGUGGUCUGAGUGGCACAAAAGGAGCAGCAUUGACUCUCUGAUUCAACUUUCCUUCUCGACGUACUCCCACACGAUUCACUUCGAAAUUCACGUCACGAUUUCAAGUCUCAACACUUCGCCUCUGUCGGCCAGUAUGCAGCCACAACAAAGGGUUUUCUCUCUGCUUCUCCUUCUCCUUGCCGGAGCUUGCCAUGUCUUAGCCACGUCAGGAUCCGAGGUGGCUGCCACCACGGAAAGUUUGCUUCUGCCACGAUCUGUACCACCGGCAACAAAACAUCGCUCUGACAAGGUCCACGGCAUCAUUAUGGGUGUUACGGUUAUCAUUCUCUUCCCAUUCGCCUCGAUCUCUUGGAGACUGCUGGACCGCCUUGUUAGUGGAAGAACGCUUCUCAAAAUCCACGUAUGCUGCCAGCUGUUGGCCCUAUCGAUGCUCAUCGUCGGAUUCGGCCUGGGGGUUUGGGUCUGCAUUAUCCACAACGAGGUGUACAACGAUGCAUGGGGCCAUGUGAUCCUCGGCACCAUCCUCAUGGCCCUCUUUAUCCUCCAGCCACUCAUAGGGCAAUGGCAUCACUACCUGUACAAAUCGACAAGUCGAAAAGCCAAACCUUGGAUACGCAGCUUCCAUAUCUGGCUGGGACGACUGUUGAUGGUCGCGGCCAUUGUGAACGGCGCCACAGGCAUCGUGCUGGCCAAUAACACUCCUGGCGGCGAGAAAGGCUACAGUGCUGCGGCUGGGAUCGUCGGCGUGGUCUACAUCGUGAUCCUUCUGCUUUGGUACUGGAACAGGAGCAGGCAGAACCGUGAAGAAGCUCGUCAAGACAUGGCGCUGGGAGGACAUGCAGAUCUGGAAAGGAAAUCGCUUCCCGGCGUCGCAGUUGACCAGAUGUAGUUUCCAGUCCUCAUCGGCCUGCGAUACGAGCCCAUCUUGGGACUGACUAAGAGGAGGGGGUUUGCCGUCUACAUCGGCACUGAAUGGCGAGAUACCUGGCGCAGACAGAUCAGCGCCAGUCAGUACGAACAGAGGUGGCCCGGUGCCACCACUGUGCCGUUUUGCGGGAAGAUUAUUUGUUUGAAACAAAUAAAUAGAUAGAGAAAGACGAAAAGGGGAGGUAUCUAUCUACAACUUGAGUUGAUUUGUGGAAUGUCUAUGGACAACGUUUAGCACUCGUAC
This is a messenger RNA of Cladophialophora immunda, 2098 nucleotides long. RefSeq lists its product as uncharacterized. The transcript is spliced from 3 exons. The coding region runs from base 1061 to 1816 and encodes 251 amino acids. The record is from RefSeq and is a predicted model, not a curated record. Lineage: Eukaryota; Fungi; Ascomycota; Eurotiomycetes; Chaetothyriales; Herpotrichiellaceae.